CUCAGCUCCAAAAUGUCAAGUCAAUAGGUGUAGUGUGAGGUGAGUAAGAUACACGUCAGCUGUAAACAAGUUGUACUUCGCUGACCAAUAACAACCCUCCUAAGAAAGCUACCAGUGACAUCACUACUGCACCGCAGCCAAUCAGAUGUGUUGUUACAGACAGCUGGUGGUGGGACCACUGAGAUCAGGUUGUUGUUGUUGUGCUGCUGCUGUGCUCCGCUGUGCUCCGCUGUGCUCUGUUGUGCUCUUACAAUAUUGAGUGUGCGUGUGAUGCGUCACGUGAUGCAAGAUGUGUCAGCGGCACUGCUGCAUCAUGAUACAGCAGCUGCUGCUGUUGCUAGUACUGAGCUGUGCUGAUGCUGAGCACCCCAUACCAGGUGCACACCAGCUGUAUGCUCAAGCAUUACCCACACACCAGCUGUCUCAAGCCCAACACAUACAUACUGAGCCUCCCAGGUGGGCUGACGACCCUAGUAGCCACAGGUGGGCUGACGACCCUAGUAACCACAGGUGGGCUGACGACCCUAGCAGCCACAGAUGGGCUGAGGUCAGUGUCAGCCCCAGGUGGGCUGAAGGCAGCACCCACCUGGAGGAUGACAGUGAUAUCGUAGUGGAUGAUGUCUAUGAUGAUGACCUGGAGCUGGAGCCUGUGCACUCCAACACCGAGGAUUACCAGGAGAUCUACGGAGGAGCGGAGUACCAGGAGCUGCCACACUGUCAGCAGGACCCAGAGCUGGAGGAUGGACAUAAACCAUCAGUAGUGGUGAGCACACUUGAUGGUCGCAUUACCAGCAUGGAUCUUGCUACUGGAGUAGUGUUGUGGUCACGGCAGACUGGUGGUAACACCAAAUCUAUGCUCUCUUCUUCUAUGUCAAAGUUGGAGGUAACAUCACGAGGUGAAUGGGUUCGUCUGAUUCCUUCACUGGAUGGUGGAAUAUUCCGAUUUGAUGGCGAGGGUGUUGAAGCACUUCCUGUUACUGCUGAUACUUUACUUCAUUCCUCUUUCAAGUUUAAUGCUGACACAAUUUUCACAGGAGGAAAAGCAACGGAAGUAUGGGGGAUGGCAGCAAGCUCUGGGCGGGUGAUUUAUGUGUGUAACUCAUUGGGGUGUAAACGCCAGCGAACUGCAUCAAAGCCCAGCAAUAUACUUGUUGUACGACGGGUUACUCAGACUGUGCGUGCUGUGGAUCCCAAGUCAGGGGAUGAGAGGUGGAACUUUAGUGUGGGCGAGCAUGAAUUAAACCUAGCUGGUGGUGGAUGUGAGUCUGUCAGUACCAAGGAAACACCUACUGACUUCUUACCCACCCUUCACUUCGUUGUUCCAGAUGGCACUAUUAUGGGAAUGGAUGCCAAGGGCAGGCUCAUUUGGCAACAAAAGUUAACCUCUCCAGUGGUAAAUGCUUGGAAAAUGCUGGAUGGAGAGUUGGAAUCAGUAGAUUUAUUUAGUACAAGCAGUGUACCAGCACUCAAUCCAAAUACAGGCUAUCCUGAUGCUCAACACAAGUAUUGCUUUCAGAGUGAGAAUGAAGAGCAGGAGCAGCCAGCCCUGUAUGUUGGUGUGCACCAGAAGCAACUGUAUAUACAGCAGAGUGGAGGGAUGCAGUACAGGGUCAACUCUGCAGCCAGGGUCUUCACAGCUGCUGACUCUUCAACCCAAGACUUUUCCGAGGUCAAAUUUCCCCGCGUGAAGUGGCGUCCAUACUUGGCCAGUGCUCCUUCUCGUACACCAAUUGUUCAUUACACUGGUAAUAGAUACCCACUACUUCUGGACUACAAUGUCAAAGAUAAAUCUACUGCUGUUGCUGUUACUCAUCAACUAGACUAUCCAUUUGAUAAUGGGUACUAUUUGUAUGCUGAUGAAAAAAUUGGGCAGCUGAACCUAAGUCGCCCGUGGGAGCAACCAGAUACCACACCAGCACCUGAAGAAGACACUAUAAUGGACGAGGUAGCAGCUAAAAUUAUCCAUAUAUGUUUCCACAUUGGACAGGACAUCUCCACUGCCUCCAACCGUCUUCUCGCUGCUGCGUUUACCACCCAAGCUUCACAUCCAUAUAAGAGUGCUGGUACUACUAUACUUUCAUACAUUCCAUUCUUUGCUGGUUAUGGCUGCUAUUUACGAAUCCAUCCAGACACAUGGUUAAAAAUUGGUGUUACUGUUGCGUGUUAUGCAUUGCUGCACUACAUGUUACUGCAGUACAUCGUGGCACACAUGAAGCGCCACUGGACCCGGCAGGUACACGCCGUUAUCAACCAGAUGCUGCAACUCAACUUCCAGAAUUAUAUACAUGUAUUGCCACAUAUACAAAGAAUUGGCAUGAAAGCCACUCAAGUGGCACGUAGUAUUUCUGAAUUUUCAUCAGAUGAGAAGAGUGAGACAUCAAUAUCUGAAUACACUUCAAGGUAUAUGACUGACUUUGAACUAGUUCAGUGCCUUGGUCGAGGAGGUUUUGGUGUGGUGUUUCAAGUACGCAAUAAACUUGAUGAGAAUGAGUAUGCAGUAAAGAGAAUUACACUUCCUACCAAGAAGUCAUCAGCUGAGAGAGUGAAGCGUGAAGUGCGAGCACUAGCCAAGCUCGAUCAUGGCAACAUUGUCCGCUACUAUAAUAGCUGGUUGGAGUCACCUCCACCAGGAUGGCAAGAUGAGGUUGAUGCUCUUUGGAAAAAAGGUGAUGUCAUGUCUACAACUCUGCUCACCCCUGCUACUGAAGAGUCUCAUAAUAGAGUGACACCAGUAAGUUCAGCAAGAAAGAAGCCUGAAGAUUCACUUGCCUGGGCUGUAGACAGAUUUAUAGGGGCUCCACUCAGCAGUGUUGCAGGUGGCACUGAGGACCACAGCAGUGUUGCAGGUGGCACUGAGGACCACAGCAGUGAGAGUGGCUCAUACUCUGGCAACGUAAAUGAUGAUGAAUCUUGUGAUGCUGGGGCAUCAUAUGACUGUGUGACACAGGAUGAUUCCUUUGAUGUUGUUUUUGAAAACUCGCACAAUACCUCAAAAAAUUCCUUAAAUAUACAUAGUGGGUAUGGAGUGAAUGAAUCUGUUGAAGUUUUUGAAUCAUCAAACAGAAAACAAAAAGUGAAAGACAGGAGAAAGGAAAUAAUUGACAAAAUUAAUUUUUCAGUUAAUAACAAUCAUAGUGAAAAUAUUAACAGUGAAAUUCAAGAACAAGUUGAGAAUAGUGUUAGUGACUCAGUUGUCUUUCAAGACUCUGGUUGUGAAAGUAAGAAUAAUUUGUCCUUACUUAGCACCCAAAAUAAUACAGGCAGUUCUAGUCAGCAUUUUAGUAGUCACAGUAAAAGUGACGAUUGCUCUGUUAGACAACCAAAAGUCAUGAACAGGAAUCGUGUGCAGAGCUAUCCAGUGUGCAACACUAUUAGUGAGAGUGGAGUGAGACCUCGAACAUUGAGCUUAGAGAGGAGCUUGGAAAAAGUGCCUUCACAAAGUAAGGAGGAAAUUAAGUCACAAUGUCCCAGAUCAUUCCUGUAUAUUCAAAUGGAACUCUGUCAGAAAGAGAGUUUGAAAGACUGGUUGCUACAGAACCAGAAGCGUGAACAAGAAGCUUUAUUUAAGAUGUUUAACGAUAUUGUCUGUGCUGUAGAAUAUGUACAUGACAAUCAUCUCAUGCAUCGGGACCUCAAGCCUUCCAAUAUCUUCUUUUCACUGGAUGGUAGAGUGAAGAUCGGAGACUUUGGUCUGGUGACAAGUAUAACAGAGGAUGAACAUGAGUUGAGAACUCCCUCAGACUCUCUACCAUUGAUAUUUUCUUCAGGAAAGAAUCACACACAUCGUGUGGGGACCCAGUUGUACAUGAGCCCAGAGCAGAUUAAUGGUCAAGUUUAUGACUACAAGGUGGACAUAUACUCCCUGGGUCUGAUCUUCUUUGAGAUGUUGGUGCCAUUUUCUACGGGUAUGGAACGGCUUACUGUCAUGACGCGUAUUCGUGAUGGAGAGUUUCCCGAGUGUUUUGAGGACCAAUUUCCAGAUGAGAGUUCACUACUGAAGUUGAUGCUUUCAAAAGACCCUGCCUCACGACCCACUACAAGAGGUAUCCGUGCCAGAAACCCAUUACGUCCUCUCCAAGGCCAAGCCAUUAAUGAGAUACUUCCUGAGGACCACUUCCGUCUUCCUCGUCAGCGCUCGCAUGUUCGUUCCAGCUCGGGAUCUCUUUCAUUAUCUUCCACUUCAUCUGUUUAGAAUUUUAAGUUACUUUUACUGUUAUUCGCUGCUGAAUUCUUUUCCAACCUUGAGUUUUACUUACAAAACAUGAACAAAUGACAAAAUAUAGUAAAUCAAGGAGAGUUUUGACAGGUGUUGCAAGCAAAUAUAAUGAGUGGUAAGUUGUUGAAAUGUGAAUAUAAUGGGUUGUAAGUUGUUGAAAGAUGUCAGCAGUUUUUGUGAGGAAAGUGGGACACAUUAGGGUAUGCAGGUAAGAAGGGCAGUGGUGUCCAGUAAAGUUGGGUGGAAAAUGAAAAAGACAAUGCAAAGUCACUAUGGUUGUUAUUAUGUUUAUAGAGAGGGGCAGAAGAGCAGUGAAUGCAAGUGUGUUUGGGUGAGGUGUGGUUAAAAAAAUAUUCUUACUGUAAAUAGGUUGCAGUGUGUGCAGCCUAAUAACAUAGUUGAUAAGGCCUUGACCCACUGGGUGGCCUGGUCUGGGACCAGGCCACCCAGUGGGUCAUGACCAUGGCCUGGUCUGGGACCAGGCCAUGGGGAUGUUGAUCCCUAGAAACAUCAUUCAGCUACCCUCUUCAGGAUUUAGAACUAAAGUUGCUGAGGCUGGCACAGAAGUUGUUUGGAAGUGUGUGUAAAAUGAGGAAAUUGAAAAGUGAAUACAGAAGAGAGAAAGCUAAUGAGAAAAAGAUUUAUAGACAAUUGAAGAUAAUUAAUCAUGAUGGAAGUAAAGAAUUUAGAUGCAGUGAAUGUUGUAUCUGCCUGCUUCUGGGAAGACACAGAUAUUAUGAAUGAUGGCAAAAGUGUUUCUUUUUUGGGUCACCCUUCCUCGGUGGGAGACAGCCAGUGUGUUAAAAAGAAAAUGUCAGCAGAUGGUCCUAGGAAAGAUGAAGUUAAUCACUGACUAGAUUAGAGAAAACAAAGUUGCACAAGUGUUGAAUCUAGUUAUAAAAGAGGAUAAAUAUAAGCAAAUAGACGAGGAAGGAAAGAACUAUUGCAUUGAACUAUGAAGUUGAUGUAAAGAAAGAGACUACUACACUUGGAGGAUAGUGAACAGUGUGAGUAUGCGCCAGAACAAGUUGUGAUAGUUUGCAUUUGGCCAAAGAUUUGCAACAUUGAUGAGAAAAUUUAUCAUAAGUAUUAUUUCUGUGCAGGUUUUUAACCCUUUGACUGUCGCAACCCCAAAUCCUGAGGUGUCUCCUGGUGUCGCAGAAUAUUUGAAAAAAAAAAAUUAUUUUUUCUCAUGAAAUGAUAGAGAAUCUUUUCCCGAUGGUAAUGACACCAAAAGUACAAAAUUUGAUAGAAAACUUAUGGAAUUAUGCUCUUGCGAGGUUGGCAACCUCGGUGAUAUUUUUGAAUUGGCGAUUUUGCCCACUUUGAGCCCUAUUUUCGGCUAAUUCCAUUGUUCCAGUCGACCAAACUCAUAGCUAUUUCUUUAGAACUCCAUUUGUUCUAUCGAUUGAGUACAAGAAACUGCCGAUUUACCGAUUUCAACUUCCCAAUGAAGUGGUCAGAAAUUGGCAAUUUGACCAAUUUCAUGUAAAUUAAAAAAUAUGCCAAUUUCAAAAUAGGGUCCAAAAUGAACAAUGCAGACAUUCCUGGCUCUAAAAUAACAUUUUCUUUGUUUAUCAGUCAUGUCUCGAGGCCUCUCUGAUAUUACUUUUACUUUCUAUUUUGAAUUUUUAUUCAAACAAAAAAUAGAAGAUUUGCUGUUAUGCAGACUACUGCAAUAUUGUAAUAAUUGUAUAAAUAAUGUCAACCCACUCAUGACUGCAUAUUAGAAUGGCUAGUUGGGCAUUUAUUGGACAAUGACGACAUUUAUUACUCUUGAACAUCGGCAAAAAUCAAACAUACUUUGAGCUCCAUUUCAACGUCCUUUUCAUAGUAAAACCAAUCAAUAUCACCUCCAUUUCUAUAUGUUUUCCAUUCUAUCAAAUGAGACUACGAAAACGAGAAUAUAACCAUAAAAACUAUACAAAAAUACACCUCAAAGUCGGCGUUUUAAUCCAAAAACACGGUCGGAGUUUUUUUUCUCAUUACGCACUGCUUGAUGCAGGAUUUUUUUUUAUACUGCGCACACUGACCACACAGACUCAUUCUCUCACAUGUGGGCCUACCAGCUUUCUCCUGCUUGAAUUUUUGAGUAUAUAUACGUCAAACACAUUGGCUCAUAAGACUAUAUACAGUGGAGCCCCGCAUAACGAUUACCUCCGAAUGUGACCAAUUAUGUAAGUGUAUUUAUGUAAGUGCGUUUGUAUGUGUAUGUUUGGGGGUCUGAAAUGGACUAAUCUACUUCACAAUAUUUCUUAUGGGAACAAAUUCGGUCAGUACUGGCACCUGAACAUACUUCUGGAGUGAAAAAAUAUCGUUAACCGGGGGUCCACUGUAUAUACAGCCGAAACAGUCAAAGGGUUAAUAGACAAUAGAGUCAGGUUAACUGUUUAAACAUACCUAGUAAUAAUUAAGGUUUCCUUGUUAUUGAUCUCAUUUUGGUCUUUUGUUAUAAUACAUAUGUAUCUUCAGCAUAUUCAGGUAGGCCUUUUUACAUAAAAUUGUCAAGAAAAUUUAAGUUUCAGCUUUUAUAUCAUACAUUUCUAUGAAAGUCACAUUCAGUGUGUUUUACUAAGCACUGUACUGAGUUACAACUUGCUUUACCUAGUGCUACACAAAGUGAUAUUUUACUCUGAAGAUACUGUAUAAUAUUCCCUUGACAUUAAUGUUGUAAUAUUGUAUCAGUUCUUGUGGGUUUUGUAAGUAUAAGGAUUUUUCUAAUGGAGAACCAAGGUAAUAAAUUUAUUAAGUGGGCCUUCUAAGGAACAUUUGUUAUCUUCAUAUCAAGCAGAUUGUUUUUCUUAGUGACUUUUUUAGCUAAUUUGCAUAACUAGCUGCUACUCUAAAUAGACUAAUAACUAGCUCCGUGUUAGCAAGAGUUUGUGCAACUAAGAUCAUGCUAUGUAAAAUAUAACUGCUUAAAGUUGUAUGAGCAAGUUUUCCCUAAUUUCUUGGGUCUUGUUAAGCAGAUAGUGAUAUUGUAUAUAAUUGAUAUCCAAGUAUACUUAUUGCAGUUUAUUUUUUUAUGAACUUCAAACUUGUUUUUUACAAAGUUUUUUAAAUUGUUUAUGGAAUGCUGUAGUUAAUUUGUAUUAUCAGUUUGUGGGAGAUAUAUUAUUUAUCACAGUAUACCACAGUGUACAGUUAGAAAGUUGUAACCUACUAGAUGACAAGUGUUAACUCUUCUGGCUAUUGGAGUACUGGAACACCACUUGGUGCUUCACUACUGGAGGAACACCACUUGUUGAUUCAAUGCCAGAGGAACACCACUUGGUGAUUCACUGCUGGAGCACUGGAAUACCAUUUGGUGAUUCACUGCUGGAGGAACGCCGCUUGGUGAUUCACUACUGGAGCACUGAAAUACCAUUUGGUACUUCACUGCUGGAGCACUGAAGCACCAUUUGGUACUUCACUGCUGGAGCACUGAAGCAUCAUUUGGUACUUCACUGCUGGAGCAUCAGAGCACCACUUGGUAUUUCACUGCUGGAGCACUGGAACACUACUUGGUGCUUCACUGCAACACCACUUGGUGAUUCACUGCCAGAGCAACGGAACACCACUUAGUACUUCACCAAUUUUCUUUUACUUGCUGACAUUGAUAUGCUUACUAUGGUAACCGUCAGUCUCUGCACACUUGUUGCUCAGUUGAAGGUAGUGGGAACUUUCAUUUACAUAAUGGCCACACCAGCCGUGAAGUCUUGGCAAGGUUCCACAUGCUCCCACUCAGGGAGGGAAAGCUUCAAAAAUGACUACAGCUUCAAAGAUAUAGAUAAAUGUUAAAUGUAUAUUUAGCAUUUACAUUACAUUAACAAAUUCAGACUUCAUUAUGGAAAUAUAUAGUGAUCUUAUAUGCAGGUAAAACGUUCUAUUUAGAAUCAUCUUUGUAUAUCUUGUCAUGACUUUUUUUCCUUCUUGUGAACUCUUGAGAGAUGGGAGCUACACACAGUCUUCUCUAGAUAUUUCAGUAUUUUCCAGAUAUUUCAUGUUUUGAAGGCUUGGUAGCAACAUUAUAAACAUGUGUAAAAAGUUAACACACAUGAUUGACUAUUAUGAGUUGCUGCUUGGUCACUCAAAAAAUAGUAUGUGAACAGAAUGAAGUUUUUCUCAGUAGGCAUAUGUAAGAGGGACAAAUUGCAUAAGCCACCACAUGGCACUGUACUCUUGUGUGGUAGUCUGGAGAGUGUAGAAGCAAGUAGCCUUCCCUCAUGGGAAAUAUAAGGUGUUAACCCUAUAAGGGUUAACACCCUAUAUUAGCCAUGCUAAUGAGUGAUUGCUCAUUAAUUGUACCCCAUUCAGUUUUCAUUGAUGAAUCUAUACUGUUUAACAUUCUUGAGGUUGUUAUUGGUGACCGCUGUUUUGUUUGCCAGUUCAUUACCAUUCUUCAAGUUGUCAUUUUUGUUAAUUAUAUUGUAAGGUGGACAAGA
Molecule: messenger RNA, 8640 nt
Organism: Cherax quadricarinatus
Lineage: Eukaryota; Metazoa; Arthropoda; Malacostraca; Decapoda; Parastacidae
Gene: PEK
Product: pancreatic eIF-2alpha kinase
Biological process (GO): protein phosphorylation
Cellular component (GO): nucleus; cytoplasm
Molecular function (GO): eukaryotic translation initiation factor 2alpha kinase activity; ATP binding; protein binding
Source: RefSeq, a predicted model, not a curated record